Prorocentrum cordatum is the source of this 675-nucleotide messenger RNA. Lineage: Eukaryota; Dinophyceae; Prorocentrales; Prorocentraceae. The record is from the annotation of a GenBank genome assembly.
AUGGCCCAGUCCGGCAGCGUGCAUUGGUCGUCGGUGCCCUCGGCUGAGGACCUUGCCGGCGAUGUCGGCGAGUCCGCAUUCGGCGUUUGCAGCGGUGCGGCCAGCGGCGGCGCUUCUGGCAGCCGGACGUCCAAUCGGGGUGCGGAGCCGCUGCGGCCGCAGCGCAUAGAGCUGCCGAGCUACCUGAACACCCCGGCGCGCAGGCCCGGCGGGGAGCCCCUGUCAGACCAGGAGCAGAUGGUGGCGCUCAAGAGGAUCCAGGACCUGGAGCUCCUUGCCCAGGCCUGCAGGCGGUCCUCGAAGGGAAAAGAAGAGGGCCGCGCUCACUUCUCGCUUGGGGUGAUGCGGGACAACCUUGGGCACUACCAGAAGGCUAUCGAGUCGUACAACCAUUCUUGCGAGUGUGCGCGGCGUGUGGGGACUCCCAGGGUUGCGGGCUCGCCUACCACUGCAUCGGCGUCGAUUGGCAGCUGCUGGCGGAGCGCGCCGCGGGGGACGGCAGCGGCCUUCCCCGCGGCAGCGGGAGCUGGGAGGCGAGGGCCGAGAUGUUGCGGAGGGCGAUCUCCUUCCACAACAGGCACCGAGAAGAUGCCGACAGCGUCGGCAAGUUCGUGGCCCAUCUCAACAUUGGCCUCGCCAACGCUCUGCUCGGGGAAAGGGAGGCCUCCACCGUGA